AUGACCUUCUGCUUAGAUACACUCUCCCAAGCCUUUUUUGCCCUCCCCACACUUCCCUCUCCCAUAGGCCCAAACUCCACCUGGGCGGCCCCGCAGCUGUGGGCCAACCGGCAUUUUAACGUUACACCCGAGCCACCACCCACCUGCCGGAGCGCACUCUCCCUCCUCCGUCUCCGUCGGCUCCUCUUUUUUGCUGAGUCAUGUUUUCCAGGAAACUCACACACGCUGAUCGCCACGAGGAGCAACGGAGACCGCAGCCGCAACACGGAGCAGGACCAUCACAGGCGCUGCCCCCAGAGGACGCUGACUGCUCCCGCAGAUGGCUGCUGGCCUGGGGAUAACAUCACAUUUCCUCAAAAUAACAAUAAACCAAAACAGGACCUCCAGCCCCGCAGCAGCAGUGAAAUUUCCACCUGCUCUGUGGCAGACCUGGGCUCGGAGGUGGAGGCGGAUGGCCAAUAUAACAUCUUGGUGCCCGCGCCCCCGGUCCAUCAGAACCGGGAGGGCGCUCUCGCUGGCUCGGUGGCGGCUCCAUACAUAGCUAGAGAGUCUGUGAAAAACCAGGGAAUUAAAAUGAUGAGAAAACAAGGUCACAAAGUCAACAUGACAGACCCACAUUCUAACUCUGAUUUCCCCUCACAGUCUCUUAUACAGCGAUCGGGAGCGCGCGCCGAGCCGGGCGAUCCUCCCGUUAGGGGCGCGGGCCCCGCUGCAGCCUCUGACCCGGUCUGCCACCGUCCCCCUGACAGCAACAAGCUGCGGGGCUGGCACCCGGGCCAGCAGCUUGACGGGCACCUCCCCCCAUCAGUUCCGGGAAAUCUGAGAAAAUUCUGCAACUCAGAUUCAUGGCCAAAAAAGCUCACUCGGCCUUCCCAAAUGCACCCAUAACAGACAUAUCACUAUCGGUACAGGAGCACACACAUAAUAAAAACAUAAAGUUAAUUCACAACACAUAAUACACACACUUUAUUAAGGUUAAAUAUACAUCGACACAUACUUACCUCGGCACCAUAAACCAUAACACUAAGUAAAAACCUUACACAUUUUCUAACAACACUGGGAAGGCCGAAUUCGAUGGUAUACUACUACCACAAUAAUUAACCACAAUCCCACCAACAAAAUUCAAAAUAACAACAACUUACCUCACUUGAAUCCCUAAGAUAGGAGGAGAGCGGAGGGAACUCGUCUUGUAUUCUACAAACCUCCGGAUCAGCACACCAGACCUGAAAAUAAAGAACAUAUUAUGGAACAUCAUAUUUAAUUAAAACUUUAUCAAACCUCAAUACAA
Dicentrarchus labrax (European seabass) is the source of this 1288-nucleotide messenger RNA. RefSeq lists its product as uncharacterized. The record is from RefSeq and is a predicted model, not a curated record. Bases 1 to 888 code for a protein of 295 amino acids. Lineage: Eukaryota; Metazoa; Chordata; Actinopteri; Moronidae. The transcript has 4 exons.